Messenger RNA from Hyla sarda, 2382 nucleotides. RefSeq names its product acyl-CoA synthetase long chain family member 5 (gene ACSL5). The transcript has 21 exons. The record is from RefSeq and is a predicted model, not a curated record. Gene Ontology annotation, cellular component: endoplasmic reticulum; mitochondrion; membrane. Lineage: Eukaryota; Metazoa; Chordata; Amphibia; Anura; Hylidae. The coding region runs from base 152 to 2203 and encodes 683 amino acids. Gene Ontology annotation, biological process: long-chain fatty acid metabolic process. Gene Ontology annotation, molecular function: arachidonate-CoA ligase activity.
UGCCCACAGCAACCAAUCAGAUCGCUUCUUUUUAUUUUUAAAGAGGCCUGUGAAAAAUGAAAGAAGCGAUCAGAUUUUUUUGGUUGGAGUAAUGCGACUGAGGGCAAAGUCCUAAUAUUGUGAAUUCUCUGGGGGUUUGUAGGCCGAUAGGAUGUGUUGCUUGCUGUCGUUACUGUUCACCCCGCUCUCCACACCGGCUAUUGUCGCCUUCAUCGCCAUCGGACUGACAGCUUUCUUCUAUGUUCUCACCAAGCCCAAGCCGGUCUACCCGCCGAUAGAUCUGAACCGCCAGUCUAUUGGGACAGAGGGCGGAGCUCGGAGAAGUGCCUUACUGAAGGACGACACUCUUUUGUCUUACUACUAUGAUGACGCCAAAACCUUGUAUGAAAUCUUCAUGAGGGGUCUACGAGUGUCAGGGAAUGGAGAUUGUCUGGGAUACCGGAAACCAAAUCAGCCCUAUCAGUGGAUCACAUACCGGCAGGUGUCAGACAGAGCAGAACAUUUGGGCUCCGGUUUUAUCCAAAAGGGCUGCAAACCAUCUCCGGAACAGUUCAUCGGCGUCUUCUCCCAAAACCGUCCAGAGGUGGUGAUCGCUGAGCUCGCCUGCUUCACCUACUCCAUGGUGGUGGUCCCUCUGUAUGACACCUUGGGAGCAGAAGCCAUUGUAUUUAUUGUUAACAGAGCUGAUUUGUCCCUCAUCGUCUGUGAUAAACCAGACAAAGCCGCCAUCCUGCUCAGUAACUGCGAGCAGGGACUCACCCCGGGUCUGAAGAUCAUCGUCCUGAUUGAAGGAUUUGGAGACGACCUGAAGGAUCGAGCUGCAAAGUGCGGGGUGGAGGUCCUGCUGAUGGCAGACGUGGAGUAUAUAGGAAAAGAAAACUUCAAGAAACCCGUGCCCCCCAAUCCUGAUGAUCUGUGUCUGAUCUGUUUCACUAGUGGGACGACAGGUGACCCUAAAGGGGCACUGCUCAGCCAUAAGAAUGUUGUAGCUGAUACCAGCAGUUUCCUGAAAACCACAGAAAGCACCUUUGCCCCGCUGACCUCCGACAUAUCAAUAUCUUAUCUGCCGAUGGCGCACAUGUUUGAGCGGGUGGUUCAGACAGUGGUCUUCUGCUCCGGCGCCAAAGUUGGCUUUUUUCAGGGUGAUAUUCGACUCCUGACUGAUGAUAUGAAAGUGCUGAGGCCGACUGUUUUCCCCACAGUCCCCAGACUGCUGAACCGGAUUUAUGACAAGAUACAAAGUGGGGCCACGACUCCGACCAAGAAAUUCCUGCUGGAUUUUGCUGUAACUUGUAAGUUCGCCGAGGUGAAGAAAGGAAUCAUCAGGAACGACAGCAUUUGGGAUAAAUUAAUAUUCAAGAAAGUUCAGGAAACAAUGGGCGGACGCGUUCGGAUCAUGGUAACAGGGGCGGCCCCUAUAUCGGAAAAUGUCCUGUCCUUCCUGAGAGCAGCUCUGGGCAGUCAGAUUUUCGAAGCGUACGGUCAGACGGAAUGUGGCGCCGGUUGCUCAUUUUCAACCCCCGGAGACUGGACAGCAGGACACGUUGGCGCUCCACUGCCCUGUAACUUCCUGAAGCUGGUGGAUGUGACGGAUAUGAAUUACUACACAUCCAAUGGAGAGGGAGAGGUUUGUAUAAAAGGACCCAAUGUGUUCCAAGGAUACCUAAAAGACCCCGAGAAGACAGCGGAAACCAUCGAUGAGGAGGGGUGGCUGCACACUGGGGAUAUCGGGAAGUGGCUUCCAAACGGAACCUUGAAAAUCAUCGACAGGAAGAAGAACAUAUUCAAGCUGGCGCAGGGGGAGUACAUUGCCCCAGAGAAGAUAGAGAACAUGUAUAUUCGCAGCGCCCCGGUGGCUCAGGUCUUUGUACAUGGUGACAGCCUGCGGUCUUGUCUGGUGGGAGUGAUUGUUCCAGAUCCUGAGACUUUGCCAGAUUUUUCAGCAAAACUUGGAGUCCGAGGUUCCUUUGAAGAGCUCUGCAAAAAUUCAGCUGUGAAGACGGCCAUACUGGAGGACAUCAUCAAGAUUGGGAAACAGGGCGGCCUGAAGUCUUUUGAACAGGUGAAGGAUAUUUACGUCCAUCCUGAGAUGCUGUCCAUAGAGAACGGCCUAUUGACCCCGACCCUGAAAGCCAAGAGAGCAGAGGUUGCAAAAUACUUCAAGAGCCAGAUUGACGAUUUGUACGCCAAAAUCCAGGACUGAGGCGGAGCUCGGCGAACGUCAACAAAAUUCAGAGAUGACCAAAGAGACGCCAUGUCUGGAUGAGCCGAUCCUCGCUACAACAUACGGAAUAUCGGGCGGCUUUCAGUUCAGACACUACCAUGUAUCUAAUGCAGUGUUUCCCAACCAGGGUGCCUCCAGCUGUUGCAAAACUACAACUC